AACAGUCUCAUGGGAAGGGAGAAAGAAAAAUGUUAAAGUUUGCAGAAUUUCUUUGUUUUUGUUCCGAAAUUUUGCUGGAAAAAGCUCUUCUAAAAGCCACCAAACAACAUGCAGACGUACUUCGAAUUUCCUUGCAUAUUUACAGAUAACAUUUAAAGAGGCUAGUCACAGAUAUUGCAGUCAUGGCAACAGCCUCGGUAGUGCCAAGUGAACAAACAGAAAACAUGGUGGACGAUAACUCAGGAGAUCAGGGAAAUGGAAGGAGAGCUACGUUCAACAAUAAGCCUGUAAAUAUGGUGUCUCCAAUGACUGUUCCUCUACCAGAGAAAAAACUCUUAGAUGACAGAGAUGGGCCAGUUAUGCAGGAAACUAUGCCUCCAAAAAGUACAUAUCUACAUUUGAAGGAUUUGGUUCCAGAGGGUAGUACGCUUGCAUUCAAAAUUGCCCAGAUGCUGAAUCGUGACAACAACAGGAUYAUACGCAACUGGAGACACUUAGCAGAGUCACUAGGAGUACCAGCAGAUGUCUGUCUGUCUUUCACUUGUGACCAAGAACACAGUCCUACGGAAGAUCUCUUCAAUUAUUUAGCUACUUGCAACGCUCACAUGACAAUUGGAGAACUUAAAMAAUUAUUAAAAAGCAUGAGUAGAAAUGAUUUGGUUCAAAUUCUGGACUCAAAAGGGAUUUCUAACAAUGAAAAAUUAGAUUUGCAUCUAGAAAUUGUUGACACAUUCAAAGAAAAGCUUGAUAUUCAAUCAAGAACUCUUAGCUGGACGCAGCUAGCUAUUAAAUGUAGGAUUGCAAAGAAAACUUAUGCAAAAUUUGGAAAACCUAAACUUGGUCCUACAUCACAGUUGUUCUUGCACAUCAGGCUGAAUGACAGUUUUGAAAAUCUGUCCAUUGGAGAGCUGAAGAAGCAUAUURAAGACAUGGAUAGAUAUGAUGUUGUUAGGGUUUUGRAWCAUAAURGAGUUCAAGUGGAGCGCACUAAACUCAUGCAUAAAAAGGCUGCGCAUGAACAAUGCCUGCGAACAUCCUUAAGUGUUCCCCAAACUUCACAUUUCGAAUAUCACUUGCUUCUUUUAGAUGAUGCCUUGGUGAAGGAUGUGUUCAAARUCGAUACCCAAAUUUUGGAUGAAACUAGUGAAUUACUGGACAAAGAUCUCARGUCUACCAAAAACUGGAGGAAUCUUGCUGUCAAAUUAGGCAUCCCUAAUCAUACUUACGAGGAUUUUGAUUCAGCCAAGGGCAACAAUAAGAAUCCAACAAUGUUGCUUUUGAAUUGGCUGGCAAUUAGUCAGUCACGACUGAAAGCAGUUGAGUUCAUUGAACAUCUAAAGAAAAUCCAAAGAAAUGAUGUGGUUGAAGAACUGCAGAAGGAAAUGCCAGCAGCCUUAGAAAGAAAAAAAUUUCGAGACAUUGUGGAGGAGCAAUUAGUAGUAACUUGCCAAGGCUCAUGGCUUCAAGGCAGCUCAGUUGUUUCUGAUAGCCUAUGUAGUAACCAUUCUGUCGACAUCAGCUCUCUCAGUAAAGAACAACAACUUGAUCUAAAAGUCACAAGCCUUCCUCUUGAGAUCUUAAGCAAAGUUUGUGCAAGGCUAGAUGCUGAAGACCCAUUCUUCCAUGACUAUCGUAUGUUUGCUGAACRACUUGGUGUCAGGAAUGAAGAUAUCCGCAUUCUUGAACAGAAAAAAUCAAAACCAACUAUAUCCCUUUUGGAUAAAUAUAAGCUAAAAAUAAAGGAAUUCCUUAAGAUCUUGAAGGCAAUUGAGAGAGAAGAUGUAAUGGAGGUUAUAGAGAAGUGGCUAAAGCAUGAUUCUAAAAAGAGUGAAAGUCCUCUUGAAGCUUAACUGUAAGACAAUGAAAAAACAUUUAGGCUAAUUCAGGGGAAGAAGAGACACUCUGUGGAAUCCAAUGUUAAUUCCCAUUGGGUAGUUCCAGAAAUUAUUCAUACACCCCAUACAGAGGAAUUUCUUUAAAGACACCCCUCCCCUACCCCCAGAAAUUCCAAUUUACUUCCAUACAAACUCUGUAAUUUUUGUUCUUUCUAUGACCCUGCCUCCACCCUUCAGAAAUUCCAAAUUUCUCUAUGGGUGGGUUGUGGGUAUGAAUAAUUUCUGGAACUACACUUUAUAAUUACUAUUAUCUAUAGUCAGAUCAUCCAGUGAUUUGCAUUAAUGAUGCUAAUGCUGUAGCUGCUGUAAUAAUUUGAUAGUUUUAAUUAGUAUCCUACUCAGCCGCUAUUAGUAUUGACACACACCGUUCACUCCCCUAAGUAGCUACUUAGCGGAGUGAGUGUUGCAUGAUACUAAGGCUGCAUUCAUAAUGUAUGGCAGAGGGGGGAGGGGGCAUUUGAAAAUUUGAAAUGUCCAGCAGGCUAGGG
Actinia tenebrosa (Australian red waratah sea anemone) is the source of this 2383-nucleotide messenger RNA. RefSeq lists its product as uncharacterized. The record is from RefSeq and is a predicted model, not a curated record. Gene Ontology annotation, molecular function: nerve growth factor binding; coreceptor activity; death receptor activity. Lineage: Eukaryota; Metazoa; Cnidaria; Anthozoa; Actiniaria; Actiniidae. Gene Ontology annotation, cellular component: cell surface; plasma membrane. Gene Ontology annotation, biological process: Rho protein signal transduction.